Molecule: messenger RNA, 3915 nt
Organism: Sitodiplosis mosellana (orange wheat blossom midge)
Lineage: Eukaryota; Metazoa; Arthropoda; Insecta; Diptera; Cecidomyiidae
Gene: beat-IV
Exons: 8
Coding region: 2700-3818 (372 amino acids)
Source: RefSeq, a predicted model, not a curated record
AGUGUAGUAUACGCUUCUGGAUGGAACGGUAGUCAAAAAUAAACGAUCCAACGAUACAGAUUUCUUGUUUGAGUUUGUUUGUGAGAACGAUUACGAAAAAAAUACCGACCCGUUGUGUGAACAAGUCGCAGUCGAUACAACAAUAGGAUCUUUUUUGGAACGUUGCAUUUUCGGGUUUUCGUUUGAAGAAUAAGGAGCAAGAAAACCAAACCACGAUUAAACACGAGAUGAAAAGAAAGGCAAAUUUUACCUUUUCUGACAACGAACAUUUUUAGUGCAGUCGCUUGGAAUUUCGCUGCAUCGGAUUUUAGCAAAAAUAAAAUAAAAAUAAAAACAGAAUUGCUCUGAUAGUAACAAGGAAAAAAAUUCUCUUUUCAAAAACUGUGACACGGAAUAUUGUCAACGUCUGUUUGAAAUAAGUUAAGUGUUUUAUUGACAUUUUAUGCUGAAUACUGAAAAUCAUUCGUACAUUGUUUCCAGUUUUGGAUUGAUUUGUGAACGGAGGGAGAAACAGCGAAAGCACACACGGAUUUUAUAUGCGUAUGCAUUGCACACGCUGAGUGUGAACUCUCUGUACCGAGUGAAAAAUAAACAUUUACUGAAAAUAAAAGAAAAAUGCAAAGCAUGUAAAGUCAAGUCAAACAAGAAACGAAUAUGGAAUCGACAGUGCGAUGGUAUCUUUAGUGUGUAUCAGUUUGCAAUUCAAAUCGCUGAUAAAACAGACAAAUAGGAGCGAGAAGAAAGCCACAUUAUUACCAAAGGGGUGCAUGUGAGUGAAAUUGAACAAAAGAAUACAAGAGGAAAAAAAGUUAUUUAUUAUACGCGAAUCACUGACAGAAAAAAAAGUGGGAGUGAACACAGAGAGACUGACUGUGAGAAAAACCGACAAACAAAAAGUUUUUAAAAGGAGUUUAUGAAAAAGCAGGUACGCGCUGUGUGUUUGUUUACAUAAAAAGGUGAAAUAAAACUUAGUGCACAAUUGAAUGCCGCAUAAAGACUAUUGACGCACCGUGAGACAGAAAGAAAAGGGAAACGCACCGCAAAAUCAACCGACUUAAAAUACAAAACAUAUCAUCAAUUUUCCAUCCGGAAUAUUUGGAUCAGAGGCGCGGGCACGCACAUAUACACUUAUACCAAGCCUCAAACGACUAACGAUCAAACCAUCGACCGAGUGAAACCAGUGCUGAACACCAGGGAUAAUUAGUGUGCUGAUUAUAAACAAUUGCGCGAGUCCGAAGCACGAGUACGGAUCGAAAAAGACGAAAACGCGUGGUUAAUUGCAAGGCAUCGCCAACUCUGUAACGAAGAACGCAAAAAUUAUCGUUUCAAAACUAUUAAAUGGGAAGUGAUUUAAAGCGUCUCUCUGCGCCGAGCGGUUUCAGUGUAGUCUACAUAGCACAAGCAAAAAACUAAAGUUGAUCUAUGACAUGAGAAACGAACCAAAGUUGCGGGGAGUGUUUGGAAAAUUGAAAAAUUGGAAAAUAGAAAAUUAUCGCUAAUUGCAAUUGACUGGUGCUCAAAAACCAAGAAGAAAUACAUCCAACGUACACGUUCUGAAAUAUAUAUUGAUUUGGGAACGGGGCUCAAAACGAAAGAUCCCAUCGAAAUACAGAGAGAACGACCAGAAGUCGAAGUUUUUAAGUGAAUAAACGAACUACAAAAACAAGCAAAGCGCUCACUUCGGGCAAACUGUUUGAUAGUUUCGCUUGCUGCCACUCACAACACAUGAUUAAGUGUAUGUGUGCAUAGUUUUCAUAAGUGCUAUUCCGUUGCUUUUGUUGAUUUUCUACGCCCGUACGUCCUGGUGUUUAUGUUGCUCCUUCUUCUUCUUCUUUUUUUCUAUAUUAUUCCAGCUCCUUUCUUACAUUUUAUAUAGAAUAGUAUAUCUUGAAUAGUUCAGACAUUUUCCCAUGCUCGAACAAACCAAGCAACCAUUCGCUGGAUCUGGUAAAUGUGUGUCUUUUCGUUUGUAUGAAAACCAGUGAACGAGAGAGAGAGAGAGUGGAAGCGGGAGGAAAACGAAAGAAAGCUUUCGAAGUGGUUGUUGUCAGUUUUCGAUGUAUUGAACGCGCCAUUUUAUAAAUGAAUAUUACGUAUUUUAUGCACGCUUUAACUACUAUGGGAUAUAAUAAGUAAUGAAUGCGGUGAGCUCAGGCGUUCGACUCACCAACAACAACAAAAUACACCCACACAUACCAUCGACAAAAGCAAACGGAGACUCGUAAAAUAGAGAAUGUUCUGUAUGUGCACGUGAAUGGUUGCGAAGGCAGCCAAACGACAGCAACAACCAGGAGAUCAAUAAAUCAAAAGAAUAAAAUAAUUGAAACUGAAAGCGAAAACUUCGGUUGGGAAAACUAGCAGCAACAGACGGAAACGAAUAGAAAUAAUAAACUGACUUGAAAAAGCAGCAGAAAAAAAAUCAACGGAGGGAAAGACAGACGAAGAACGAGAGAGCAAGUGUGAGAAGAAAGGAGGAAAAAAAGUGUGCGCGCCGCGCGCUUCGAAUAAAGUUAAGAGAAAACGACCGGAAGAGAAAUAUACGCGAUCUCCAUCAGCAUUUCUCUGAUUUCCCGUGCUAUAUGCUAUGCGGAGUGCACGUCUUUUAAGCUGCAAUCGUAUUUGAAUUAUUGUCGAAACGUGUAGAGCACCUACUGGAGCAGCAAGGAGAAAAAACGGAGAAGAAAGGACAUCUCGCAACGAUGACGAAUAUUAUGAUCAUUUAUUUUUUAACGACAUGUUGUAUUUUAAAAGACGCAUUUAGUUUGGAAUUGACAAAAAUCGUCAUACCCACGUACAAAUUUCAUGGCGAAGCGGCGUUGCUUGAAUGCCAAUACGAGCUGAAGAGCAGCAGUAGCAGCAGCCGAAAUUAUCACAACCGUUUCAGUAACAAUAAGGAUUACGGUCACAGAUCAAUACAUACAUCGAUAUCAGACGAUAACAAUGGAAUUGAUCACCUUCGAAAUAGAGACGAUGAUGGCAACGGCGGCGGUGCCGGAACCAUUGACGAUAUUUCGUCGGAUGAAGAGGAAACACUGUAUGCGGUGAAAUGGUACAAAGAUAAUGAGGAAUUUUAUCGCUACGUACCGAAGGCCAAUCCACCGCAACAAAGCUAUCGAGUGGAUGGUGUACGCGUUGAUCAUCAAUCAUCGAAUGACGUGAAAGUGAUGAUAAGACGGCUAAAUAUAAAAUCAAGUGGAGUCUACCGUUGUGAAAUAUCAGCCGAAGCACCGAAUUUUUCUUCCGUUGAAGGCGAAGGACGAAUGGAAGUAGUCUAUUUACCUCGAGAGGGUCCACACAUAAGUGGUGAACAAAGCCAAUAUCAAAUAGGUGAUACAUUAAAUAUCAAUUGCACAUCGGGCAAAUCGCAUCCUUCCAGCUCGAUACAAUGGUUCAUAAAUGAUAUAGCGGUGUACGAUUCAUCAGUGAUAGCGUAUCCACCGAUUGUGCACCAGCAUGGGUUGGUGACAACGGUUUUGGGUCUUCACAUGCAAUUGGAUAGUUCACAUUUUGAGGAUAGUUUGAUGCGUGUAAAAUGCUUGACAAGCAUAUCGCCGCUGAUACCAAUCCACAGUAUGGAGGGAAAUGCGGCCGAGGCGCGCGAAAGCGCAUACAGUGGAAAUGGGAAUGGCAACAGUAACGGCGACGGCAACAACAGCAAUAGGAAAACAAACCAUGCACAACGAAAGCCCCCGUUGACCGAUAGUCGAGAAGUUUUUUUGUUAGUUCGGAAUACGGCGGCCGAACAUCGUGCGGUAAGCAAGCCAAUGGCAUUUAGCUUAGUAAUGUUAUUAAUAUUGUUUAAGCAAUUUCUAGCGUAAUUUUCGUUUCCAUUAAUUAUGUAUUUUGAUUUGCUUUUAAUUCCAAUGAAAAUGUGUUUUCCUAAAGUAAAAAGUAAAAAAGAAAAGAAAGAAAAAA